Messenger RNA from Ahaetulla prasina, 8404 nucleotides. It is a transcript of the gene SYDE2, whose product is annotated as synapse defective Rho GTPase homolog 2. The transcript has 6 exons. The coding region runs from base 441 to 4148 and encodes 1235 amino acids. Gene Ontology annotation, biological process: signal transduction. The record is from RefSeq and is a predicted model, not a curated record. Lineage: Eukaryota; Metazoa; Chordata; Lepidosauria; Squamata; Colubridae.
GGUGGGGGGGGGGGAAGAGCCGGGCAAACCUGGCCUCUCUCUCUCUCUCUCCUGUUGUUCUCCCCCGACGUCUCGGCCCAGGCUGGGAAGCCUCGGGGCUGGAACGCGAGGCAGCCAAGGCCUCGCGCGCUCCGGUCAAAAAAAAAAGCGCUCUCAGCCCAGCUGCUUUGGCAGUAAGACAUGCGCAUUGCGGAGCGCCCUCUCACCCCGCUCAGUUAUGCCAAGUAUGUGAGCCCGAGCUGCAGCAGCGGCGGCGGCGGUAGAGUGAGAGGCGCCCAAGGACCAACUCGAGAAGAUCAUGGCGCGCUCUCGCCAGCCGCUCUCCAAGCUGUUGCGCUUGCCGUUGCCACCGCCGCCGCCUCCGCUUUGCUCAAGGCGCCACCAAGCAGCGGCACCUUUGCUGCGCUCGACGGCAGCGAACUGAAGGAGACGGACCAGGCAUGGCUGACCCUCUGCGGAGGACUUUCUCCAAGCUGCGAAGUAGGAGGUCGCAGCGAGUAACCACAGGCGCCGGGGAAGCCGCCGCCGCCGCCGCCGCCAGGGACCCCAGCGAGAGAGGCGUCGGAGCCCUUGGAGGGAAAACCCAGCACCUCCAUCACCCCUGCCUGGAAAACGGAGUGGCGACCGAAGCGUGUCCCGGGUUGGGAAGCCAGGUGGGCGGUUGUGAAGUGCUCCUCGUGUCCCCGUUGGAAGGGCCGGGUUUGCGGGAGCCGGCUGCCUGGUCCCGGUGGGGAAAGGCGGAGAUGCCCGGAGAAAGGUUGCCGGGAGCCGCCGUGUCCCGCGCUUGCCCUCCGAGAAAGCGCGCGGAAGGCAGGGCACGGCAGCAACCGAGCCCCCCGGAACUCCGCGCUCCUCCGCUGGCCGCCGAGCUCUGCUUCUCCUCGUCCUCCUUUUUCCCGAGGGGCUCGGAACCCGGCCCGGCCCUGGAGUGCGGUGGCGGGAGCGAAGACGAAGACUAUUACGAUAACCAGAGGCUGCCUGGCUGGGGCUGCCAAGGAACGACCCGAACGGCCGAAGAAGCAGCGCGGGGAAACAAGGAAGGCAACGCGGCCGCCGGUCCGGUUGCUGGCGGCGGCAGCAGCAACAGCAGGGCCAGAGCGAGAGAAAGCACCGGCAAACUGCGAAGCCAGCUCCAGGAGGCCUAUUACCUGUUGAUCCACGCCAUGCACGACCUGCCUCCGGCCAGCCCUACCGCUGGAGGACCCUCGCCCCAGCCCGCUAGCCAUCUGCCCGCCUCUGAGGCUGCAGGGGGUGAUGCUUUACGCUGGUCUUUCUCCUGCCCGGACGGAUGCUCCCCCUUGCAAAGAUCCGAUCCCAGUGCCCAAGGCUCAGCUAAGAAUCCCAUCUGGCGCCAGGGCAUCAGCAAGAGUCUUGAGAGCCUCUGCUGUGCCCAGCCUUCCGCUUCCAAGCUGCCGCUCCUGCCGAGAUGGAGAUGUCGGAGCGAAGGUGCACUCCAAUCUCUUCCUCAGGAGCCAUUGGAGCCCCGUGGCCACCUGCUGCUCGAACCUCAGGAACUUGGUACCAGCCGGGAAACCUGCUUCCUGGCAGCUGCCACACACGGCUCUGGUGACAGUGACUGUGAGAAGAGCCUCAGCUGCCAAGGCCUUGGUAAAGCACAUCCCUCAGGGCUCCAGGAAGACUUGGAGGAGCUGUUGGCCCCUGAGCUGUGUGGAGCCCAGGGCAAAAUGGCGGAUUCAGCAAGAGCAGCCAGGUGUAGUCGUGAGGGAAGAGCCCAGCAGCCCCCAGAAGAUGCCUCCCCGGGCCCCUUCAAGCCACCCGCCGUGACUGUUCGGAAGCUGCAGAAGUGGAUGUACAAAGGACGCCUGCUCUCCUUGGGCAUGAAAGGCCGGGGUGGGACAGCUGGGAUGUCCCCCCCAUCUUCCCGCACCAAGGUCACUGGGAGUGGCAGACCACUUCUUGGCAGAGGAGAGGGGCUCACACUUUCGCCCCCUGCUCACUUGAAUGGCCCAGGGACCAAGGCCCGAGUAUCCCCUUCAGACCAAAGAAUCUUGCUGACAGAGCUGAUCGAAAAUGUUUACAUACCUUCUGUGAGGAGAAGAGAACUUAAGAACUUGAAAUCCAGUGAAGUUUCUGAGUGCAGGCCUCAGAUUGCUAGCAUUACUGUGUCCAAGAAGCGGAACUGGUUACAUCAAAGUUCUCGGAGAGUACCUAGUUUGGAAAAAGGAAACUCUUACAAGAAAUUUUCAGGAGAAAAUUACCAGGUACUGAAAUCUUCCAGUCCUUUCUUUGAGCCAAAAAUGCCUCAGACUUUUUCCAAAUUUCUAGGACAGGAAAGCCCUAGAGGAAGAGUCAGUUCUGCACAUGCUGCUGAGAAUGGAACAAGAUCUUUGGCACUAAAAAACUGUACUUUAGAUUUUGGUGAAGAUAAUGAUGCAGAUGAUGAAGGAGAAAUAUGGUACAAUCCUAUCCCUGAAGAUGAUGAGCCUGAGUUCCCUUGUUUUCUAAGUGGCCAUAAUAAUCAUUUGGACCCCCAAGCCUUGAAUUGCAAAAUAGCACCUGGGAAUGAUUUAAUCAAAGUCAUAGGGCAUAAUGAAGGCCUUCCUCAAUUUUUAGACUGUUCUGGAAAUGGUCAGCCUAGAGAAACAAGUCAAAUAGAUAAUGUGCAUUCAGUGGAAUAUUUGCAAACACAAAAGCCAAAGCCUGUAUGCAAUACUCUGACUGGGUCUGCAGUGGAUGAAGGUCUUCUUAAAGCUACUACAGAAGGUCCUGGAAUCAUGUCUGCAAACAAGGCAGAGACAGGAACAGCAGAAUUUUCUCCUCCAAGCCCAAACCCACUGAAAAAAGGUGGCUCGAUAAACUGGUCUUUCCCUGAUAAAAUAAAAUCCCCAAGAACAGUCAGGAAACUUUCCAUGAAGAUGAAAAAAUUGCCUGAACUCAGCAGGAAGCUCAGUGUCAAAGGAAAUUCAAGCCAUAAUAGCUCAGACAAUUCCUUGUUGCUUAAAAAUAAUUGCCAGGAGGUAGGCCAUGCACCGUUAGCUUCUUCUGGAAAUGUAACAGCAGCUGCUAGCAGGAAUGUUAUAAGCCGGUAUCAUCUUGAUAGCAGUGUAUCCUCUCAACACAGCUAUAAAAAGAAAAACAGAGGGACUUCCAAAUCCUCCAGCAAAGGGGGCUACCUCAGCGAUGGAGACUCUCCUGAGCUUAUAGCAAAAUCAGGGAAAUACGCAGCUGAAAGCAGGGUUGGGAAAGGAAAGGAAGUAUUUGCAGGUAACAUGGGUAAUAAAUCAGAAAUAGACAUUGAUGCUUUUCGACACUACACUUUUGCUGACCAACCCAAAUGUUCCCAGUACAUAUCUGGACUCAUGAGCAUUCACUUCUAUGGUGCAGAGGAUCUGAAACCACCACGGAUGGACUCCAAAGAUGUCUUCUGUGCAAUUCAGGUAGAUUCUGUCAAUAAAGCAAGGACCGCUUUGCUGACUUGCAGAACAACAUUUUUGGACAUGGAUCACACUUUUAACAUAGAGAUAGAAAAUGCUCAGCAUCUAAAAUUAGUGGUUUUCAGCUGGGAGCCCAUGCCAAGGAAAAACCGGGUCUGCUGCCAUGGUACGAUAGUUCUUCCUGCGCUUUUUCGUGUGACGAAGACUCAUCAGUUGGCAGUAAAACUGGAGCCUAGAGGUCUUAUCUAUGUCAAGCUAACUCUUCUGGAACAGUGGGAGAAUUCUCUUUGUGGGACAGAUGGAGAACGAGAACCGAUACUCUUUGGAGUUGAUGCUCGGAAAGUUGUUGAGAAGGAAAAUGAAGGUUUGAUGGUCCCUCUCUUGAUGAAAAAGUGCAUUACGGAGAUUGAAAAAAGAGGUUGCCAGGUUGUAGGGCUCUACCGUUUAUGUGGGUCAGCAGCUGUGAAGAAAGAGCUCCGAGAGGCAUUUGAGAAGGAUAGCAAAGCAGUUACUCUAUGUGAAGCUCAGUUCCCAGAUAUAAAUGUGAUAACAGGUAUCCUCAAAGAUUAUUUAAGGGAGUUACCUUCUCCAUUGAUAACUAAACAACUUUAUGAAGCAGUAUUGGAUGCCAUGGUAAAAAAACCUUUGAAAAUGACAGCAAAUGGAUGUGAAAAUGAUUGUACUGAUUCAGAAUAUACAAUGGCUCUCUUGGAGUGCCUGCCAGAAGUUGAGAAAAAUAAAACUUUGAUUUGACUUCCAGUGACUUCAGCUAAGUUGGCUCAAUGAAUUGAUUCACAAGAUGUUAAGACCACAUCAGGGAUUCUCAACAUUGGUGAUACCAUGAUCUCCUAAAAUAAAUAUAUUUGUGUACCCGCCUCUGAAUAAUAAUAACGAUUUCAUUGAUUUAUUGGAGUUAACAGUUUGGCAAAAACAUAUCAUUUUUAAUCAUUAACAUUGAAUCGCUCUAUCAUAUAAAAGGAAAUAGAGCCUUGCAACUUUAUCAGUUUUCAUUGAAAUGGUGAAUGACAUAUAAAACCCCAUUUUUCAUAGGAAAGAUUAAUUUCAUUUCGGUUGCAAAUCUGGACUUUAUUUUUGAGAAAGCCACUAUGUUCUACGUUCAUUUUGGAUUGAUUUUUGCUUUUUAUAGCAGCAGUUGGAGAAAAUGAGGACUCCUCUGUCAGCUUGUUGAGGGAGCCAAUUCUGAGCUGGACUUGCAUGCCCUUUUGCUGGAGACUGUCAGAAUUUGCUUUGAUGUUGCUUGUACAAAGCAGCUGUUGGUUUGUCCAGGCAGAAUCACAAGAAGUGAUCCAGCUUUGCACAUGAAAGCCAUUAGACCAUAUUCAAUUUGCUCUAUGCCAGCUGGGAAGGUUGGCUGCCGGCUUGUCCAGGCAGAAUAGGAGCAAGUUCUGGCAGUAACUCAGCUUUGCCAUUAGGUUUGCAAAGUCACUUUGCAAAGAAGAUUUGCUGGAAUUAUUCUGUAAUCAAGCCAGUCUAUGUGUGUAUAGCAGAAUAGAUGCAGCAUGAAACUUGCAUGCAGUUGCAUUGAAAGAAAGACUACUUAAGUAUUCCUUUAAAAAGAUUUACCAGUCUGCCUAACCUUAAUCUUUCCAAACCCUCAGUAAGUUGUUUAAUUCUCUUCUCCCUAACAAGUACGAGGAAGUGAUGUGAACAGUGAUUUGGGGGCUUUCCUUUGCUGCUAUUGUCUGAUGCCAGCUAAAGGUAGACAGUUACAUAACCAUUUCUCUCCUUGAAUUGUUUGCUGCUGCAACUUCCAGAGGGAAAAAAAAGAUACAGAUCAACACCAAAACAUUGCCUGAAGCUACUCAGGGUUCUUCUUAAUAAUAGCAGAUUGGCCGGCAGCACACUAACACGGUUGUCCAAUUAUUGAGGCAAGUUGGAUUUUGCUGGUAAAUUAGAACAAGGCUUGCGAAAUCUAUAAACAUCAAAAUGACCAUGAUAUGGCACUAAAACGAGCUCGCUUUGUUUUAUUUUAGUCUUUUGGAGACUGUGUGGAGUUUUGUAGCCCAAAUCAGAUAGCUUCAGGUAGAGCAAAUUGUGAGCUGACUGACUGGGGUUUGUAUGUAUGGGUAGAAAAAACAUUAAAGUUCUGUUUGAGAGAUGGAGAAGAACAAUGGCCACCAAGCAAAUAUGAAGCGGUAGAUUCCUCCCACUCCAUUUUGGUAAGCCAUCUUUUUUUGGAAGCACUUCAUUCAACCUCUUUUGAUGUUAGAAAAGUGUAGAUAUGCUAGAGUUGAGGGAAAGAGGCAUUAUUAGGGUUCCGGACAACAUAAAUUAAUAUAGGCAUGGGGUUAUUCCCAGGGGUGAAUACCAGUUCUGCAGAACUGGUAGUGGAAAUUUUAAGUAGUUCAGAGAACCGGCAAAUAACUCCUCUGGCUAGUGCCAGAGUGGGGUGGGAAUGCAGAUUUUGCAAUAUCCUUUCCCUGGAGUAGAGUGGGAAUGGAGAUUUUGCUGUAUCUUUCCCACGCCCACCUAGCCAUGCCCGCCACGCCUACCGAACCGGUAGUAAAAAAAAAAUUGAAUUUCACCACUGGUUAUUCCCCCUGAUUAUAGAAGUUUAAUGUUUUGUAUGCUUUGGAAAUUUGGCUGAGAAUGGGAAGUACCCACUAGCACCUAAACUAAGGGACACAAUCACCUGGACCCCUUUGCUCCUUUAGCAUGAUUGUGCAGGUGAUCCUGUUUGUGCAGCCUCUUUUAACUUUGUUGCUAAGCUUAUCCACUGCCAGAAAUCACAGUUUUUCUGUGUCUUUCCAUUAUUCCACACAGCAGGUCUCAUAUAAUAAACAAAGGGAAGCACGUGAAAGGGAACUUGUGCCUUUAAAGGCUUCCACUUGGCAGUUCUCAUCAGGAGUCCAAACCUGUAGCAAACCAUAUGGAUUUUGAUUGGGAAGCAUUUAUCCUGGACGUUAUAGGGAGGAGAGAUUCGUUAUGCAUGUGCAAAGCACUGAAAUAAUCAGAUCAGUUUGGUGGUAGUAAUAUGAUACAAUGGUUUCUUUAAAUCCAAUCUCCAACGCACAUUUUUUGCACACUGUCAAAUAAUACAGAAGGAUUUAAUUCAAAGUUAUUGGUAGAAACAAAUGGUUUUCAAGCAAAGCUGAACACAGUGAAUACUUAUUAUUAACAAUACGGCUAGUCCUCAACCAUUUGUUUAGUGACUGUUCAAAGUUACAGUGUCAUGAAAACAGUGAUUCACAAUCAGUGCUCAUGUUUAACAACUAUCUUGCUUAGCAAGGGAAAUUCUGGUUCCAAUUGUCAUAAGUUAAGGACUACCUGUAAUGCUCUUGAUUUGAUAAUAAUAAUUUAUUAAAUUUGUGUGCUGUCUUGCUACUCUGGACAAUACACAAGGUUUUUCUCCUGGCAAGCUACCGGUUUCGGGCACCUAUGCCUAAAACAUCAUAACAUAACAUAACAUAACAUAACAUAACAUAACAUAACAUAACAUAACAUAACAUAACAUAACAUAACAUAACAUAACAUAACAUAAUAUAACAAUAGAGUUGGAAGGGAUCUUGGAGGUCUUCUAGUCCAACCCCCUGCCGAGGCAGGAAACCCUACACCAUUUCAGACAAAUGGCUAUCCAACAUUUUCUUUAAAAUUUCCUGUGUUGGUGCAUUCACUUCUGCAGGCAAGUUGUUCCACUUAUUGAUUGUUCUAACUGUCAGGAAAUUUCUCCUUAGUUCUAAGUUGCUUCUCUCCUUGAUUAGUUUCUACCCAUUGCUUCUUGUUCUACCCUCAGGUGCUUUGGAGAAUAGUUCGACUCCCUCUUCUUUGUGGCAACCCCUGAGAUAUUGGAACACUGCUAUCAUGUCUCCCCUAGUCCUUCUUUUCAUUAAACUAGACAUACCGAGUUCCUGCAACCCUUCUUCAUACGUUUUAGCCUCCAGUCCCCUAAUCAUCUUUGUUGCUCAUAAUUAAUUUUAUAUGGUGUCAUAAUAUGCUGAACAACAAUGUGGAAACUUAUUUGUCUGUUGCAGAGAACCUAGUGAUGGAAACCAGCUGUAGCCUUUUAUGGGCAGGCAGCUAGACAAAACAUUUUUCUAAGCAGAGUUGCUUUCCUCAGAUUUUACAAAAAGAUGGGUUUUUUAAUCAUCAGCAUCUCUCCCCUUCUUUUUCACUAUGCUCUGUAUUUAACCCUAGACAUGUUAUUUGACCAUAUAUUUCCCUUUCUAAGUAAUUUCAAUUAUGAUAGGGUGCUUCAUAAAUUAUUGCUUUCAGCUAAUAUCAUCCCCCCAAAUGUUGAUUAAAUUAUCUUCUGUCUUUGCAGUGGAAUGCCAACAUAGAUUUUAUAUAUGUUUUCACUAGUAUGGUAUCUUUUUUUUUAAAAAAAGAGAUAAUUUGUUUACCUUGCAAUCUGCAAUAUCUGUUGCAAAUAAAGAACUAUAAAUCACAAAAAAGCCAAAAACAAGAGAAUCCAAUUAGGCUGGGAAAGACAUUUUUUCUGAAACUUCAGAGGGUCCAAUCAGAUAAUAAUUAUGAGAGGGAUUGUGUGGUAUUCCAAUUUUGGCAAUGCAGCUUCCUGUAUUCUUAAUGAAGUGGUGGGAACAUCUUACUAUGUUUGUUGGUUUUGGCACCAGAAAAUUGCAGUUCACUGGCCUUUGCAAAAUAUUUCCUUAAGGGCAUGUAUAGGAUAUUGAGCAGCUGCAAAAUCCUCAGAUCUGUGUGCACUUCUGCUUCACAAAAAGGUAUUCUUGAAAUGUUAUCUUAAGUGGACACCGCUAGUGGGCAUGAAUGACAGUGUUGUGAUGGAAUUAAAGGAACAAGGCCUUCAAUAAUAUUGCCACUGCCUCUCUUCUUAAUUACAUUUUUUCCCUGUGAUUAAUGAACUAAUACCAUUCCUCUUUUUCUUUAGGCAACUCUAAAGAUGCUCUUGGACCAUUUGAAACUGGUGGCUUCAUACCAUGAAGUAAACAGAAUGACUUGCCAGAAUUUAGCUGUGUGUUUUGGGCCUGUAUUACUUAGUCAGUGGCAGGAAACUACCAGCCACAACAACA